Messenger RNA from Metarhizium robertsii ARSEF 23, 1149 nucleotides. RefSeq lists its product as uncharacterized. Bases 1 to 1149 code for a protein of 382 amino acids. Lineage: Eukaryota; Fungi; Ascomycota; Sordariomycetes; Hypocreales; Clavicipitaceae. The transcript is spliced from 3 exons. The record is from RefSeq and is a predicted model, not a curated record.
AUGGCAGUCCACCAUCCCGAAAAAGAUCCCUCCGUCCCGGACACAUUGGAUGAGAGAGGGGACCAGAAAUGUCUUUCUACUGAUGAGGGCUUCAAUAAACUUGAGAACAAAAUAGAUACAUAUUUUGACCAGAUUUGUGGCUGGUUCAAGAAACAAGACGCUUCCCAGACAACUGUGGCUCGUUUGGCAAGCCAGAGAGAGAUUUAUGAAGCUCAACUUCUUAAACAGCAGGGGCAUAUGGGAAAAUGUAUUGACAAAAACAAGCUCCUGCGCAGCGAACUCCAGGAGCUGCAACAAAUGUAUAAUGAGAGCCGGAUUGAGGUCGAUAAACUCAAGAAAGAGAAAAAUGACCUCAGAAACGUCAUACUUGGGCAGGCGGGAACUGAGAAGAUCUCAGAUGAAGAAAUAAAGAGCAAGUUCACCAGCAUCCGACAGAAAAUCCAAGCAAUCACCUAUAGCAAAGCCUUUCGUCUGGGCCGGAGCAUUAGCGUCCCUUCACAAUGCCACCCUGAGGUGCAUAAGUUUUGGGACUCUUGGAAUACUCUCUCUACUAAUGAUCGUGCUUUUAUCAUGCGAGGAAAAAUAUUCAGACUGGUUGUUGACCAUGUCCUUGGGCAGAAGCUCUUCGGUAUUAGUCCAACUCAUAGUCAUGAUCUUCAGAAAAUUGAGUCUUCACUCAAAUCCCUUGAGACGAUUAUGACUUGUUCGCAAGUACCAGCCAACGCCGUGGUGGAUUGGAGACAUGCCACCAUGAAGGCAAUUGAACAGACCAAAAUCAGUCAUGAUGAUUGUAUCAGCGAAGUUGAGUCUAUGAUUUUGAGCUAUUUUAAUUGCCUCAUCCCACGAGAUAUGGACUCCGCGACUCUUCAAAAGCUCCAUCAUGAUGUUCAUAAUAUGUGUGAAGAGGCGUACGAACUACGUUUUCUCAUGCGCAAGUCAAAAGACGAUUACACCUGUCAAGGGUAUAGCGAUGGGAUCAAUGUCCAUGACUACGAAUCCGCCUUGGAGGUUCACGGAGUGCUGAAUGGGGGUGAUGAAUCCAGUCGAGUUGCAUUUACUAUUUGCGGAGCAUUGAUCAAAAGCUCUGGGAAUGGUGAUAUGGAGCCUGUCGUGCUGGAGCGUGCACAUGUUGUUGUCAAACAUGUUUGA